Molecule: messenger RNA, 858 nt
Organism: Kalmanozyma brasiliensis GHG001
Lineage: Eukaryota; Fungi; Basidiomycota; Ustilaginomycetes; Ustilaginales
Product: Protein of unknown function DUF1769
Exons: 1
Coding region: 1-858 (285 amino acids)
Source: RefSeq, a predicted model, not a curated record
AUGGCUCCCUCACUCAAGAUCUCAGCGGGUCCCUCCGUGGACGCCCUCAAGACGGUUGCAGUCAACCACGAUGAUCAGCCGACCGAGAUCAACACGGAUCUCUUCCAAGGCCGAAUCGCAGUCCGCAUCAAGAACUUCACCGGUUCCGAUCCUGAUGGAGUGGAACACCGCAAGGACACACCCUACUUCGAUGCUGGUCACGGCAAGGGUCAGAGUUGGUCGAUGCAGAUCCAAGGUCGCUUCAAGGAGCCCGUCAACGCCGACGAUCUCGUGUUCGGCAACGAGUUCGACAAGCCCAUCAAAGACCAUCUUCCCUACGGUACCAGUCUAGCCCUCCAAUUUGUCAAGAUCGUCGAUCCGAAUCUCGAACAGGACCUCUACGCAGAACGACCUUAUGCAUGGAGUCCGUAUCUCGCCACUAUGCCGCGGAUCAGCUCGGUCCCCGCUAAGAGCGAAUCCGACUCCUUUGACGACUGGCCGGACUUCCCGACCCACCCGGAGUACGUUCACGACGAUAUCUCCUCCCUCAUCCCUGAAGAGCUCGCCGAGAAGGAGAAGAACACCGUUGCCAACUUCAAAGGGAUCGACAAGGCACACGAGUACAGGCAGCGCUUCCUCGGCAACCGCGCUCAUCGGAAGGAGAUCACCGUCGGCCCAGACCAGAUCGUUACCGCAGAUUUCUUCAACGGCUUCAUCGACUUUAACGAUCUCACCCUUCACAUCCCCUUCUCGGGCGGGCUGAAGUUCGAUCUGAAGAAGUAUUGGGAUGGCCAAGCAGUCCGCUACUACUGUCGUGAUAGGAAGACCAACAAGAACUUCUUCGUUAUCGAGUUCAACAUUGUUGAUCUGCACACUUGA